CCCUCCCCGCCAGGGAGAGCACCCGAGGGAGGGGCCGGAGCAGGAGCCCCCCUCGUGAGUCACGCCCCGGCUGGAGGGGCUCCUCUCCCAGCGGGUCCCGGGAGAGGGCCUGGCGCAGUCCCGUCUCCUCCCGCGGACCUUCCAGCCUCGCCCCCCAUCGGCGCCACUCGCCCCUUUCGCGCUCCUCUUCCUCUUCCUCCAGGCGCAGUAGCAGCAGCCGGGGAAGGGAGGGAGGGAGAAGCGGCUGGGAGAGGAGGGGAAGCCGGGCCUCUCGCAAGGGGCGGGCCAGGGAGGCGAUGCACCCAAAGAGCCACCGGUGGAAGAGCCCCCAGGAGGUGAAGCGAAGGCGGUAUCCCAGUUCCCCGGGCCAAAAACCCCUCCCUGCAAGCCACAUGGAGAGAUCCAGCAGCAGCACCAGCAGCUUCAGGAGCAGGGGACCUCCAGGGGGGGAGGCAAGGCAGGAUCGGGGCCAAGAGCGGAACUUCCGGGAGAAGGACCGGCACUCGAGGAAGAGGGUCAGAAGUGCAGAGAGGCGGAGGGCUUCCAAGGGAAGUCAAGGAGGCUUCCCCAUCUUUCCUGGAGAGGAAGGGGGUUGGCGCAGCCCCAGCAGAGAAAGGGGGAAAGGGGGUUCCACCAGAAACCAGAGGUCCCCGGGAGGCCCUGUGUCUAAAAGGGGCUGGGGGGAUUCUCCAAGCUCCAGUCCUCAAAGCCAGCUGGGUUGGGACCAGGGAGGAAGCUGUAAGGGAAGCAUGUGUAAGGCCUGGACUGGAAGUGAAGGCCUUGAAAUGCCUCAGAGCUCCAACGAAGACCUAGAAGACUCGGAGGGUUCCACUGGUUUCCUAGAGGAAUGGGGGCUCCUGGAAGGGCAGGUGGUUACCGAGAGCCUCCAGGAAGGUGGCCCUCCAAGCCGUCCCAAGAUAUAUAUGGAGCCUGAAAAGCAUGCCGCUGCCCCAGUAACAUGGGUGCCGCGGGAGGCAGUGGUGGACUUCUGGAAUCAAUGUCAGUCUGUGAUGAAGAAGAGGGUGCAGGAUUACCUCAUGUUCACCUGCCCUAGGCCCACCUUGCCGGACCAGUCUUGUGAGAUCCCGAAACUGAACCCGAGCGUCAGGGCCUUGCUAACUCCGAAAGAGGUGAAGGUGGAGUCAGCUGCAUCCUAUUACUUGCGUUCACUCCACGAGGAGGUGCUGAACGCUGUGGCGCCCGUCAUGACCAUCUAUGAGAUGGCGGAGGAAGCCAUAGAGAAGAAAGAGGCAGUGGAUCCGCUGGAGCUGCGCGAGUGGUCCCGGCGCAUCCUCCGCUACAUGGGGAGUAUCAGCCAGAGGCUGCUGCAGCAGCGAUGCUCGCACGUCCUGGGGAGAAUCAACCCCACGCUGAAGAGCAUGACCACCAAAAUGAGCGGUUCAAGUGGGACCGGCUUGUUGUUUGCAGAGGACAAAGUGGAAUUUCUGAAGGAGAUCAUCUUGCGCUUCCCAGAGUUGGAUGGUGAGCCCAGGACCACCAGCAUGAGAAACGAUUACGCAGCCCGCAGGCGUAAAGUUGCGGAUCGAAGACCAGACUUUGUGAAGUUUGGCGCUCACCCUUGGGUUAGUGGUGCUCAGCAGGAGCGGAUCUCAGCCCACCAAUCGAAUGCAGCAGAAGCCCCGAGAGAGGAAGUCGUCAGCCUGGCACUCUGGCACCGCCGCUUUGCUCACCGAGAUUCCGAGACAAUCCUCAAGCUGCACAGGCGCCGGCUUGCGACGUGCCUUGAGGUAAAGGAAAGCGAUGCAAGCAGCGCAGCCGGGUGCGCUGUCUGUCUCAAAGUAAAAGGGCCCAGGCCCUCCUCUCCACCCGGGACCAAGAGAAGGAGCAGCGAGGUGCUGGAGUUAAUCCACACGGACGUGCAUGGGCCAAUGAGUGUGCCGUCCCUCGGGAACAACAGAUACAUCUUAAUAUUUGUGGAUGAUUUUUCGAGAUACCGUUUCAUCUUCCUCCUGAGGAAGAAGACGGAGAUACAUUACCUGCUCAAGAAGUAUGUAUCCAUUGUGAGGAAUAAAUUUAACAGGAAACCGAAGGCGUUUCAGAUAGACAAUAAGGACGAAUACUUCUGGCCCCAUAUAAAGGCCGUCCUGGAGGAAGAAGGCAUUUUGUGCGAGGAGGGUGUGGCAGACGCUCCUGAGCAGAGCAGAAUGGCCAGGUGGGGCCUGAGAUCCCUCUUGGAGAUGACCAAAUGCAUGCUUGCCGAUGCAGAGCUGCCCAACAAAUUUUGGGGCGAUGCCAUCAUGACCGCGGUACACCUCCUGAACAUAUUGCCCACUGAAGAUGCCAAGGAAACCCCCUUUGAACUGUGGAAUGGCUGUGUGCCCAAUUUAAAUCGCAUUCGAGUCUUCGGGAGCCUGGCUCAUGCCUACGUACCAUUAUUGGAAAGGUCCCACCUGGACCCUAAAAGGGAAGAGACAAUUUUGCUGGGGUUUACCUCUCGCCUGAAUUGUUACAAAGUAAUGAACUUAAGAACCGGGGAAGUCAGCACAAGAACGGUCGAUUUUAUUGACGAGGAGAAGAAAGUUGACAAGAAGGGGACUGUCUUGGAGGCCUCCGGAGAGGAGGAACACGAUAUAGAUUGUCUCUUUCCUCCAGCUGACAAAGCUGGAAAAUUGGCCUGUGUUGUGCCCGUGGAAGACUCAGACUUUCUGGAAUUGCGAGGGGGGAUUUCCCCUCCCAAAUGAACAUGACUGGCCUCCGCUCUUGCCCCCAACAACAGACAAGUAGUCCCAGAGUGGCUUCUGGGGAGGCCUUUUAUCCAAGGGCAGCCAGGGGGAGAUCCUUUAUGGAGUUCUUAUCAAAAGGUUCUUGGCCUUGCAAGCACCGUGCAUGUUGUUCUUUCGGUUACUGGGGUGCUCCUGUCUGACCAGUGUCAUUUUUGUAUAUUGGAGAAGCCGGAGGAGAACCUGUUGGAAACAACAAAGACAUCUUAUUUUGGGGGUGGUGUUGUUGUUCCAUCGUCCACCUCAUUUUCUCCCCGAGACAACGUCUCCUGCCUCCAGGGACCUUUUGAUCUCCAACGAUGGCUCUUUGGGCAAGGAUGGUCUACCCAUUUCCUCCCGACACCCAUGAGCCGGUGGCUUAAGGAGGCCCGCGAAGUGCUGUCGUUUAAAGGACAUUUGGCAGGACGGGAAGCCCAGCGUAUUUGUGAACCGACCUCCUUUCUCCGUCCCCUUCGGCUCUCCCUGCUCACCACUUCAUCUUUUGUUUCGUAGCGGCCGUUCAAUAAAGGUUGUUUAGGUGUUAUUAUC
Pogona vitticeps (central bearded dragon) is the source of this 3269-nucleotide messenger RNA. RefSeq lists its product as uncharacterized. Lineage: Eukaryota; Metazoa; Chordata; Lepidosauria; Squamata; Agamidae. The record is from RefSeq and is a predicted model, not a curated record. Gene Ontology annotation, biological process: DNA integration. Gene Ontology annotation, molecular function: nucleic acid binding.